Molecule: messenger RNA, 1503 nt
Organism: Mytilinidion resinicola
Lineage: Eukaryota; Fungi; Ascomycota; Dothideomycetes; Mytilinidiales; Mytilinidiaceae
Exons: 2
Coding region: 1-1503 (500 amino acids)
Source: RefSeq, a predicted model, not a curated record
AUGUACCCAUACUUGAACGAGAAGUGGUCCAACAAGUUUUGGAGGAAGGAUAAAAAGAAAAAGUCUUCGCCGGAAGCACCCCUAGCUGCUCUCAGGAUUCCUCUUGGACAUGAAGAAAAGUCGCAGGACGAACCGAUUGCCGCCUUAGAUGGUAGUUCGAGCGAACCCCACCAGUGGGCUACACCGGAACAAAACAUCCACGAACGAUUCCCACUUCUCUCUGAAGCCUCGGAACAAGUAAUUUGUAGGGCACGCACUAAAUACAAGGAUAUGGGCGACGUUCUCGACGAUGCAUUUGUCAAGGUUCUAGAGCAGAAACUGUUCUAUACGACCACGAGCAGCAUGGACAUCUUGCGGGAGAUUUCGGAGAGCAUCUUUGCUAGUAGGAUCACAACACUAUCCUUAUGUGGGCUUCAGUUUGCCACUGACGCCAAGCCGCCGAGACCUUGGUACAACGGACUAUUCACCAGGCAGGAUAAACAAUAUCCAAAGAAGGAGGACUGGAAGGACUGCAAGCUCCGGGGCCAGGACCAGGCCAAACUUCGAGAAUCCGGUCAAUAUAUCGAGGGCCUUCGUAUAGCGUUAGCCAAGUUCACGAAUCUCAAACACGUUCGAUACUUUCCAACCUCUCCGGAUCGUGUAGGAGGCUCUUGGCUAAAUAUGGCAAUUCUCGACAUCGACAAGGACUGGCUCGGGUCAAGCUACGGCUACACAAGCCGCGUCAUGUGGGUGCGGGAUGACAAAUACCUCUACAGUACUCGCCACUAUGAUCUAAAGGACCUCUUCGCGGCUCUUCAUGCGGCCGGUACUAAGCUAGAAUCAUUUACAACCCCUUCCUUCGGAAACCAAGCAGACUGGCAGACGAUUGGCGAAGGCCGUCUUGAAGUAGUCGAUCUGAAGCAUUUCGCCACGAUUUUCCAGAAUUUGAAGGAACUGCGCUUGAAUCUGAGGAGCUGGGACUACUUCAAUAGGGGCCAUAAUAUGAGGAAGAUCCUCCAGGAAUGCCCUGCAUUGGAGAUGCUCGAGCUCUCAUUCUUUGCAGACGACGACGACGACUCCCCCGAGGUUUUCAGACCACUCAAUGAGUAUGGCGUAGGUCUGGGCGCAGUGCCAAUGCCCCAUCUCCAGGAGCUCCGACUAGCCUUCGAUGCCGGCACAUGCACCACAAAAGAGAACAUCCUGGAGCUAUUCAACGGGCCCGUAACAGGCCUGAGAAGUGUUCGCAAACUAGGCUUAGCUUACGUCACUCUUAAUAAUAACGAAUGGGAUGAAUUGCUACUCAAACUUUCUACUCUCUUAGAGCUGGAGGACUUGUUGUUGAUCAGUCCUCGGAAGGGGUGGUUCCCAAAAUACUCCGAAGCAACGAAAUUCUCAAAUGAGUUCCUCGGAGGAGUGGCGCGGAAAGUCCAAAUCCAUCACGAUGAGCAACCUUUCGUUGCCAAGGAAGAGUGGGUGAAGCAAGGCCAGCGAGUUCAAUACAAGAGCUUUGCAAUCUUCGACUAA